UCCAAAUAAAACAAGAAGCUUCAAGACUCCCCUACACCCAUUUCUAUCUUCUAUAAAUACUGCAACCCAGAAGCAAAUCGACCAAACAAAUCCUAAGUUACCAUUGAAGAUUUCUUACUAUAGCAAGCUACCCAUCGAUAAUGUCCCUUCUUCACUCUUUUUUGAACAAAACAAGCUUAUUUGAUCCAUUUCAAGUGCUGUUUAAUCCAAUUUCGGACACCCAAAUGGACUGGAAGGAAACUAAGGAUGCCCAUAUAUUCGAAAUGGACCUUCCAGGCAUUACAAAGGAGGAUGUGAAGCUUGAAGUUGAAGAAGGAUCAGUCCUUCGAGUUAGUGCAGAGAGAAAAGAAGAAGCCGAAGAGAAAGAUGAAAAGUGGCACUGCAAGGAGAGAAUGGCUGGUGGUGGGUUUUACAGGCAGUUUCGAUUGCCUGAACAUGUUAAAGUUGAUGAGAUUAAGGCAUCAAUGCGUGAUGGGGUACUUGUAAUCACUGUGCCUAAAGAUGACCACAAGAAGAUGAAGAAGCCUAAACAAAAGACCGUGGAAAUUUCUGGGGACGACGAGCCCCAUACUCCCAAAGGAAUUGGCCGUUUUGUUUGUUGCAAAUCGUAAUUUGAACUUGUGUUAACACCCUAUAAUUGUAGGGAUACCCUACCUUAAGGUUGUUUUCGCUCAUAUUGGUGGAUGGAUUUGUUUUGUGAAAAUUUGGGCUUGCGUGGCAGUUUCGUUUCUGUGAUUUGUUUGGCUUGUACAGUACAUUUUGUGGGGUUGAAUAUAUUACAAAUCUUAUUUAUUAUUGUAACUUCAAAACUUUCAGAUUUUGUUUACCUUUGUAUGAACCAAUUACAACGUUACAACUUGUUUUAUAUAGAUCAAUUCUAAUGAAUCUUAUGCCAUGUAUUUCA
Jatropha curcas is the source of this 904-nucleotide messenger RNA. Its product is annotated as 16.9 kDa class I heat shock protein 3. The record is from RefSeq and is a predicted model, not a curated record. NCBI's taxonomy places the organism in Eukaryota, Viridiplantae, Streptophyta, Magnoliopsida, Malpighiales, Euphorbiaceae.